GUUCCUAUGAUAAUUAACUAUUGUGUUAUGUAUUUAAAUGUCUAUUAGUAAGUCUAUCCUUGAAAUGAUCAGGAACAAAAUUAAAAAAUGGACACUUUAAAUGAUUCUGUUAUAAUUUGUGAUGAAUCUCCAAAGUUAACAAGGAGGAAAGUGGCUUUAAGAACAAAAACAGCACAAAAAAAUGUAAAACGAACAUAUUAUGAAAGUCCUUUGAAACAUAUUAAGUUAAGCAGUAAAAUAUGGGAACAAUUACAAGCACAAAAAAGAUUAAGUAAUGGAGUUAAACGAGCUAUUAAUGAUAAAAAAAAAACUUUUUCUCUUGUAAAUGAAAGAUCUUUACAAGAUAGCAUAAUUGUUUUAAGUGAUAAUGAAAGUGAAUCAAAUAAAAAAGAAAGUAAUAAGAAAUAUGGACAAGAAAGAAAGAGGGGAAAAAGAUCCUUGGAACUAUCAGUAAAUGAUAAACAAAUCUCACAAUGUAAUUCAAAUGAAACUUUAAGUCAAAUAAUAACAGAUAUUAGUGCACCACCAAGAAAAAGACAGAAAAAGAAUAUAACAUUUUCAGAAAAUAGUUCAUCUUGCUUUUUAAAGUCCAAUACAAAAGAUUGUGAAAUUGCAACUAUUGAUUUAUAUGAUGAAAACAAAGCACCAGUGUCAAAUUCUGUAAAUCAAGGAUCAGAUGAAAUUGUUGUGGUAUGGUCAUCUACAAACAUUCCAUCACCACCUGUGGAUCAAUCAAAAAACAAAACUACAAAUGAAGACAAGGAUAAAAGAAUUUUUAUGAUAGAUAAUAGUCCAAAUCCAAAGAACCUUAGUUGUUUAGAAUGUAGUGCAGAAGUAAUGUUACAGCAUGAGAAAAAAGUAAAAAAAAAUGAUAUAGAAAACAAAGUGGAAAAAGAACAAGAAACAGAAGAUUUUAAAUGUCUACCUUUUAGUAAAAGUGGUUUAAAACUUCCUAAAGCUCAUAAUAUAAGUAAACAAAUUGUAAUGAAAAGACCAAAAGUUUACCACACAUUAAGAAAUUUUAGACAGCAAAUACCAAGCUGUUCUAUAUCUGCUACUGCUACUACGUUUACUACAUAUACUACACCUACUAUAUUUACUACAUCUACUACAUCUACUACAUCUACUACAUCUACUAGACCAGUUAUGUGCAAAUUUCAAUCUGCAUUUGAAUCUUCUAAGUUAUAUGAACCAUCUAAUCCUGGAUUUGUAACUAAUUUGGGGUCUACUUCUCAACCAUAUAGAACUGAAUUGUCUAUGGUUGUAUCAUCUAAAUCUCAACCAUCUAUUAAAUUAAGGGAGAUAGUUAUUGAUGGCAACAAUGUCGCUAUGGCGCAUAAAAAUGGUAAAACAUUUUCAGAAGAAGGAAUAAUGAUAGUUAUAGAUUAUUUCAAACAGAGAGGUCAUUCUGUAAAAGUAUUUGUACCUCAGCAUAGGAGAUCAUUAAACCAUCCAUUACUCGAAAAAUUAUACACAGAUGGAAUAGUGAUUUUUACGCCAAGUCGGAAUAUCGCUGGUAGGCGGAUAACUCCUUACGAUGAUCGGUUUAUAUUAGAGUAUGCUACUAUGUGUGGAGGUAUUGUGGUUUCUUUAGAUCAAUAUAGAGACUUAUAUAUGGAAAAGCCAGAGUGGCGUGAUACAAUCGAAAAUCGAUUAUUAGCACCAACGUUUGUAGGAGAUUAUGUAAUGUUUCCGGAAGAUCCCUUAGGUAGAAAAGGUCCUAAGCUUGAAGAAUUUCUGAGGUACUGA
Eufriesea mexicana is the source of this 1749-nucleotide messenger RNA. RefSeq names its product probable ribonuclease ZC3H12C. Gene Ontology annotation, cellular component: nucleus; cytoplasmic ribonucleoprotein granule. Gene Ontology annotation, molecular function: RNA endonuclease activity; mRNA binding. Bases 88 to 1749 code for a protein of 553 amino acids. The transcript is spliced from 6 exons. Lineage: Eukaryota; Metazoa; Arthropoda; Insecta; Hymenoptera; Apidae. The record is from RefSeq and is a predicted model, not a curated record.